Messenger RNA from Drosophila rhopaloa, 763 nucleotides. RefSeq lists its product as uncharacterized. NCBI's taxonomy places the organism in Eukaryota, Metazoa, Arthropoda, Insecta, Diptera, Drosophilidae. The transcript is spliced from 3 exons. The coding region runs from base 1 to 456 and encodes 151 amino acids. The record is from RefSeq and is a predicted model, not a curated record.
AUGUCGAGUUCAAAAAACACAAGCGUGAUUUUGGUUGUCGGCAUGGUGGCAUGUAUUGUAGCAUUGGAGGAAGAGGACAAAGGACAGCGGCGGAAAUAUUGGGUGAGCCCAUAUCUGCAGGAAAGGGCCCUUAAAGGCCGAUAUGCUUCCGACACUCCCUCAAUGUUUUUCGAAAACUUUCCUAUGCCUCAGAAGAGUUUUAACACUCUUUUUGGAAUGGUGGAGCAGUACCUUAUACCGAAACGGAACACUCGCCCAGAUGCUAUACCAAUAAAAGCCAAGUUGGCCAUCGUUUUAGAAUUUCUUGCCUCUGGAGACCUGCAACGCCAUAUUGGAUCAACUUAUCGGAUCAGUAAGCAACAUUUUGGAGUGAUUCUCCUCCAGGUGUCUAUUGCCAUUUUGACUGCUGUGCGGGAUGAAUUCCCCAAGUGGACGACGGGGAAUAUGCUGAUGUGAGACUCGUCUAUGGAGUAGUCCAUUGCUUGGGCUCCGUCGCUCUCAGAAAACAAAGAUUGGGUUGUUCUGUUAAAAAUAUAUUAUAUUAAAAUUGAUUGGGUUGUUCUGUUAAAAAUAUAUUAUAUUAGUAUAAUGUCACAAAAUUUUUGGCCAGAACCUACUGCCUCUGCGUGGAUAAGACCGGCAGGAAGCCCAUGUAGGGGGCGAAAUCCCACUCUGCAGCACCUGUUGGCUUCUCCAGUGGGUCUCCUUCAGCACUUCCUCUCUUUGGUUGCUUGCACUUAUGGUACUUAUAACUGUCCCGCUG